ACCCCGCCGCGCCUCGGCGCUCUCCUCUUUAUCUCUCGCCCCGAGGCCCUGCCUGCUUCUGACCACCGCGGCGCGGAGCACAAAGGCACCACCCUCCUCCCCCCUCCCUUCCCAGCCCGCAGACCUCUCCUGCACGUCACGAAACCCGAGGCGAGAGCCGGAGCCCCAAUCCAAGAAAGCAAGGCCAAGCAGUGCCGCCUGCCUCGCCGUCCAAUGCACCUGCGCGCGGCGGCGUCAAUGGCGGCCUGAGCGCGUGUGCGAGCGAGCGAGCGGGCGAAGGUUGGACGGGCUGCGCACUGCGAUGGCGGACCCGGCGGCGGACGGUAAGGCGGAGAAGAUGGCGAACGGGUCGGCGGGGUGCGAUGCGGCGGCGGCGGGGCAGGGCAAGAAGCGGGCGGACCAGGCGGUGGCGUUCCACGAGCUCUUCUCCUUCGCCGACCGGUGGGACCUGGCGCUCAUGGCGCUCGGCACCCUCGGCGCGCUGGCGCACGGCGCCGCCAUGCCCUUCUUCUUCCUGCUCUUCGGGGACCUCAUCAACGGUUUCGGCAAGAACCAGACCGACCUCCGCGCCAUGACCGACGAGGUCGCCAAGUACGCGCUCUACUUCGUCUACCUCGGACUGGUGGUCUGCGUUGCCUCCUACGCAGAGAUCGCGUGCUGGAUGUACACCGGGGAGCGGCAGGUGAUCGCGCUCCGGAAGGCGUACCUGGACGCCGUGCUCCGGCAGGACGUGGGGUUCUUCGACACGGACGCGCGCACGGGGGACAUCGUCUUCGGCGUCUCCACCGACACGCUGCUCGUGCAGGACGCCAUCGGCGAGAAGGUGGGCAACUUCAUGCACUACCUGGCCACCUUCUUCGCGGGCCUCGUCGUCGGCUUCGUCUCCGCGUGGCGGCUCGCGCUGCUCAGCGUCGCCGUCAUCCCGGCCAUCGCCUUCGCCGGCGGCCUCUACGCCUACACGCUCACCGGGCUCACCUCCAAGAGCCGCGAGUCCUACGCCAAUGCCGGCGUCGUCGCAGAGCAGGCAAUUGCGCAAGUUAGAACAGUCUACUCAUUUGUUGGAGAGAGCAAAGCUCUCAAUUCGUACUCUGAAGCAAUCCAGAAUACACUGAAGCUUGGUUACAAAGCCGGGAUGGCAAAAGGUCUUGGUAUUGGGUGCACUUACGGGAUAGCGUGCAUGUCAUGGGCGCUAGUAUUCUGGUAUGCUGGUGUCUUCAUCAGGAAUGGGCAGAGCGACGGUGGCAAGGCCUUUACUGCAAUCUUUUCUGCAAUCGUUGGUGGCAUGAGUCUUGGCCAGGCAUUCUCCAACCUUGGAGCGUUCAGCAAAGGGAAGAUUGCCGGAUACAAACUGUUGGAGGUCAUUCGCCAGAAACCCUCCAUAGUUCAUGAUCAUAAGGAUGGCAAGUUGUUGGCGGAGGUCCACGGAAAUAUUGAGUUCAAGGAUGUUACUUUCAGUUAUCCAUCAAGGCCUGAUGCCAUGAUCUUUCGGGAUUUCUCUCUGUUCUUUCCUGCUGGGAAAACUGUUGCAGUUGUUGGAGGCAGUGGGUCUGGAAAGAGCACUGUCGUGGCUUUGAUAGAAAGGUUCUAUGAUCCUAAUGAAGGCCAGGUUUUGCUGGACAAUGUUGAUAUCAAGACACUUCAAUUGAGGUGGCUGAGGGAUCAAAUUGGACUAGUAAACCAAGAACCUGCCCUUUUUGCAACUACUAUCAUUGAGAAUAUACUUUAUGGAAAACCUGAUGCCACAAUGGCAGAAGUUGAGGCUGCAGCAACUGCAUCCAAUGCUCAUAGUUUCAUCUCUCUCCUGCCCAAUGGAUACAACACAAUGGUUGGGGAGCGAGGAAUUCAGCUAUCUGGUGGUCAGAAACAGCGUAUUGCGAUUGCUCGUGCUAUGCUGAAGGACCCCAAGAUACUGCUCCUUGAUGAAGCUACCAGUGCUUUAGACGCAGACUCAGAGAACAUUGUGCAAGAAGCUCUAGACCGCCUGAUGGUUGGGAGGACUACCGUAAUUGUUGCGCACCGUCUGUGCACCAUCAGAAAUGUAAACAUGAUCGCGGUGUUACAACAAGGCCAAGUUAUUGAGACUGGGACACAUGAUGAACUUUUAGCAAAGGGAACCUCCGGAGCAUAUGCCUCCCUGAUCCGUUUUCAGGAAACGGCACAUAACAGAGAUCUUGGUGCUGCCUCUACCCGUAGGUCGCGCUCGAUGCACUUGACUAGCUCUCUGUCCACCAAAUCUCUGAGCCUCAGGUCGGGAAGUUUACGGAACCUGAGCUAUCAGUACAGCACUGGAGCAGAUGGGCGCAUCGAGAUGAUCUCAAGCGCAGAUAAUAGCCUCAAAUACCCAGCACCACGUGGUUACUUUUUCAAGCUCCUAAAACUGAAUGGUCCUGAAUGGCCGUAUGCGGUGUUGGGUGCUAUUGGUUCUGUUCUAUCUGGAUUCAUUGGUCCAACAUUCGCCAUUGUUAUGGGUGAAAUGCUUGAUGUGUUCUACUACCAGGACCCCGUUGAAAUGGAGAAGAAGACAAAACUUUAUGUGUUCAUCUAUAUUGGCACAGGCAUAUACGCCGUAGUUGCUUAUCUUGUGCAGCAUUACUUCUUCAGCAUAAUGGGAGAAAAUCUUACAACCAGAGUUAGGAGGAUGAUGCUGUCUGCGAUACUUAGGAACGAAGUUGGUUGGUUUGAUGAAGAAGAAAACAACUCUAGUCUCGUGGCUGCUCGUGUAGCAGUUGAUGCGGCUGAUGUGAAGUCGGCGAUAGCUGAGAGGAUAUCAGUUAUACUGCAGAACAUAACAUCCCUGAUGACAUCUUUCAUCGUCGGUUUUAUCAUUGAGUGGAGAGUGGCGAUCCUUAUUCUGGCCACUUUCCCUCUUCUUGUGCUUGCCAACUUUGCUCAGCAACUUUCGAUGAAGGGCUUUGCUGGUGACACAGCAAAAGCACACGCCAAGAGCAGCAUGGUUGCCGGUGAAGGCGUGAGCAACAUCCGCACCGUGGCGGCCUUCAACGCUCAGAACAAGGUCAUGUCUCUCUUCAGCCAUGAGCUGCGCAUACCAGAGGAGCAGAUCCUGCGCCGCAGCCAGACCGCGGGCCUUCUGUACGGCCUCUCGCAGCUCUGCCUCUACUGCUCGGAAGCGCUCAUUCUCUGGUACGGUUCUCAUCUGGUGCGGUCACAUGGGUCGACCUUCUCCAAGGUCAUCAAGGUCUUCGUCGUCCUUGUCGUGACCGCCAACUCCGUCGCCGAGACGGUCAGCCUUGCACCAGAGAUCGUCCGUGGUGGCGAAUCUAUCCGCUCCAUCUUCGGCAUCCUCAACAGGGCGACGAGGAUCGAGCCCGAUGACCCGGAGGCAGAGCGGGUCACCACUGUUCGCGGCGACAUUGAGCUGCGGCAUGUCGACUUCUCGUAUCCGUCUCGCCCUGACAUUGAGAUAUUCAAGGAUUUCAACCUGAAGAUCCAGGCCGGGCGCAGCCAGGCUCUGGUGGGAGCUAGUGGUUCUGGUAAGAGCACCGUCAUUGCGCUCAUCGAGCGGUUCUACGACCCGACAGGGGGCAAGGUGAUGAUCGACGGCAAGGACAUCCGGAGGCUGAACCUCAAGUCCCUGCGGCGCAGGAUCGCGCUGGUGCAGCAGGAGCCGGCGCUCUUCGCCUCCAGCAUCCUGGAGAACAUCGCGUACGGCAAGGAAGGCGCGACGGAGGAGGAGGUGGUCGAGGCGGCCAAGACGGCCAACGUGCACGCGUUCGUGAGCCAGCUCCCCGACGGGUACCGGACGGCGGUGGGCGAGAGGGGCGUGCAGCUGUCGGGCGGGCAGAAGCAGCGCAUCGCCAUCGCCAGGGCGGUGCUCAAGGACCCGGCCAUCCUGCUGCUGGACGAGGCGACGAGCGCGCUGGACGCCGAGUCGGAGAGCGUGCUGCAGGAGGCGUUGGAGCGGCUGAUGAAGGGGCGGACGACGGUGCUGGUGGCGCACCGGCUGUCGACGAUCCGCGGCGUGGACCGCAUCGCCGUGGUGCAGGACGGGUGCAUCAUCGAGCAUGGCGGGCACUCGGAGCUCGUGGCGCGGCCCGAGGGGGCCUACUCGCGGCUGCUGCAGCUGCAGAACCACCGCAACUGAUGGAAGAGCAUGAUUGAUACCAUUUGACAGCUUCGUCUUGGUGGGUGGGCGGAUGGAUGGAGGCUUGAUUUUUGUGGGUGGUGGUGGUCUGGUCUAGUGGGUGUAGAUACUAGGGCGACCGUGUGUUACUGGUCUCUUUUCUUUAUGCUUGAACUGCAAACCUUGUGAUCUGGUCUUGAUCUGUAUCUUCUCCGUGAUGAAAUGCAUGAUGCAACUCUCGUUUUUCUC
Molecule: messenger RNA, 4330 nt
Organism: Triticum dicoccoides
Lineage: Eukaryota; Viridiplantae; Streptophyta; Magnoliopsida; Poales; Poaceae
Product: ABC transporter B family member 19-like
Exons: 9
Coding region: 302-4102 (1266 amino acids)
Biological process (GO): oligopeptide export from mitochondrion
Cellular component (GO): mitochondrial inner membrane
Molecular function (GO): ATP hydrolysis activity; ATP binding; ABC-type oligopeptide transporter activity
Source: RefSeq, a predicted model, not a curated record